CUGGUCGCUCCUCCUCAAAUACAUUCUCCAUUGAUCCGACCACAUUCACCGGAGAGCACAGAGUAGCUCACGCCGGAGAAAAUAUGACGGUGUUCGCAGACAGCAACGGCGCCGGCAUGCAGGUGUUCCCGAUCGACUAUCAAGCGCAGGUCUCGCAGCGCCUUGUCGACGCCGCGCACGCGUGCGACCUCAAGUCCGCGCUCGAGUGCAUUGCCGACCCCUUCGUCGACGUCAACUUCAGCGGAACCGUGUGCCUGAAGACGCGCAAAGCGGAGCUUGUGUUGAACGGUGAAGCGGCCACCGGAGUUCGGUUCGAGUUUGACGAGUUCAAGACGGAGGUUACGGCUUUGUUCCUUGCUGCUCAUGCCGGCAAUUUGACGCUUGUCAAGAAACUGCUGAGUGUUGGAGCUAACGUGAACCACAAGUUGUUCCGGGGCUAUGCGACCACAGCAGCAGUGAGAGAGGGCCAUGUUGAGAUAUUGAAAAUACUUUUGAAUGCCGGGGCAGCUCAGCCAGCAUGUGAAGAAGCUCUGCUGGAAGCAAGCAAUAUGGGGCAAGCCAAGCCUGUUGAGCUACUCAUGAGCUCUCUGAUGAUCCGACCACAUGUGGCUGUGCAUGCUCUUGUUACAUCAUCCUGCAGAGGGUUCUUUGAUGUAGUGAACACGCUAAUUAAGUCUGGAGUUGAUCCCAAUGCAAACACGAGGCUGCUACUCAUGUCUUCAAAACCAUCUCUACAUACCAAUGUUGACUGUAAUGCACUUGUUGCUGCUGUUGUUAGUAAACAAGUAUCUACUGUCAGACUGCUGCUACAGGUCGGUGCUAGAAUUAAUGUCAAAGUGAGACUAGGAGCUUGGUCGUGGGACAUGGCUACAGGAGAAGAAUUUCGGGUGGGGGCAGGGUUAGCUGAACCUUAUUCUGUCAUCUGGUGUGCAAUCGAGUAUUUUGAAGCCACUGGUGCUAUCUUAAGAAUGCUCCUCCAACACCUGGCUCCCAAUGUUCCUCAUCUUGGGAGAACCAUCAUCCACCAUGCCAUCUUGUGUAACAAUGCAAGGGCAGUAGAGGUGCUUUUAAAUUGCGGUGCUGAUGUCGAGUUCCCUGUUAAAACAACUACAAAAACAGAGUUCCUCGCGAUUCAUUUGGCUGCACAAAUUGGCUCAGUCCAGGUUCUCCAGCACCUGAUCCGUGGAGGCUGUGAUAUUAAUUCAAAAACAGACUCUGGUGAUACUGCACUGAUGAUUUGUACUAGAUAUAAGCACAAAGAUUGUCUUAAACUUCUGGUGUCUGCAGGCGUGGACCUUGGUUUGGCUAAUUUGGCUGGUCAGUGUGCAGAGUCAAUUGCCAGACUCGUGCAGUGGACUCUCGGCUUUCAACAAGCAGUUCUAGAAGUAAUUCGAGGUGGGAAGGCUGCUUGCUCAAGCAAUGCCUCAAUGUUUUCUGCUCUGAUGUUUGUCACACGAGCCAAUGACAUUGAAACUUUGAAAAAACUCGUUCAGCGGUCAGAAAUUAAUAUUGACGAGCAGGAUGGGAAUGGAUUCUCAGCAGCUAUGCUUGCAGCAGCAGCUGGCCAUGUUGAGGCUUUCCGCUUGCUUGUCUAUGCCGGGGCUGAUGUAAACUUGUGCAACAGAUACGGUGAAACUGCAAUUACCCUUUCAGAAAUAAACAAGAACGGCAGCAUCUUUGAAAAGGUUAUUCUUGAAUAUGCACUUUCGAAUGGAAAACAGAAUUCUGCUGGACUUUAUCCUCUGCAUCGGGCAGCAAGUCGUGGCGAUCUUGAGUCAGUUUGUACAUUAACCGAUGGAGGCUGUGACAUUAAUGCUUUUGACGGAGAUGGAUACACUCCACUCAUGUUAGCAGCAAGGAGAGGUCAUGGUCAUCUUUGUGAACUUCUGAUCUCACGCGGGGCAAUGUGUGGCAUUGAGAAUGCGAGAUCAGAGACUGCACUCAUGCUAGCGAGGAGAAAUGGUGUUGAAAGUGAUGCUGAACGUGCAAUAUUGGAUGAACUCGCUCGAACACUUGUGGUGAAGGGAGCGUUCGUGAAGAAGCAUACAAAGGAAGGUAAAGGAUCUCCCCAUCGAAAGAUGCUGAAGAUGGUGGAGGCUGCCGGAUUACUGAGCUGGGGGAAAUCAAGUAAGAGGAAUGUAACUUGCAGGGGGGCCGAUGUAGGUCCAAGCUCAAAAUUCCGGCGGAAUAGGCGCAAGAAGUUAGAUGUCAACGAACCGGGAGUGUUCCGAGUAACCACUACAAAGAACAAGGAGGUGCAUUUUGUUUGUGAAGGUGGGAUUGAAAUGGCUCAGUUGUGGGUGAGGGGAAUUGAACUUGUGACUAGGGAAGCCAUAUUUGGUAAGAAAACUGGAAGCCUGUGAACAAUUGCUUCUUCUUAACUAUGUUUUCAAUCCUCUGUAUAGAAUUUUCAGGAAGCAUUUGAUUUGC
Diospyros lotus (date-plum) is the source of this 2430-nucleotide messenger RNA. RefSeq lists its product as uncharacterized. Gene Ontology annotation, molecular function: protein binding. Lineage: Eukaryota; Viridiplantae; Streptophyta; Magnoliopsida; Ericales; Ebenaceae. The transcript has 4 exons. Bases 84 to 2363 code for a protein of 759 amino acids. The record is from RefSeq and is a predicted model, not a curated record.